AGGAGCCAAUGGGGAGCAGAGUGGAGGAAAACUUCUCGAGAGAGAAAGAAAGUUGGAGUGAAGUUUGGACUUGAGAGAGAGAGAGCCCGGAGCAAGGCUGUGUACCAGCACUCGCCUCUCGGUGCCUGUGGGUGGGGGUAUCUGUCUCUGUCUCUGGGGUGAGGUGUACGCUCUGACACAUGGCGAGCUCCAGGCGCAGGGAGGAAUCUGAUAACGGAGCCGCUGCUUCUGAUUCAGUGAACAGGAGUCUGGACAGGCAAUCUGAAGCUCUCGUGCGGAGGUUUGUCCUGGAGACGAUCCUCGAAGAAGAUCCGCAAUGCCAACUCAGUCCUGAGGAUCUUGGUGGCACUAGAAGAGAGAUUGAUGACCCUAACGUCAAGGAGAUAUGCAAGAGUUUGAAGAAAAUUGGAGAUGAGCUGAACAGAAAUAUGGAAUUACAACAUCUGAUUGAAACAGUACCUCUUGACAAUAUCCGAGAGGUUCUCUGCAAAGUGGCUGAAGGGAUUUUAGUUUCUGAUGGUUUGAACUGGGGGCGAAUUGUAACCUUCCUGUAUUUUGCUGGCAGACUUGUAUCUAAGGCAUUGAAAAAUUUGAGGGCAAUGAUUCAACCUAUCAUUAAUUGGUCUUUGGAUUUGAUUCGAACCCGUGUAAUUCCAUGGAUUGAACAACAAGGUGGAUGGGAGACUAUCUAUUCUUACAUUGGAACAUCGACCUAUCAGACGUUGGCAGUCUUUUCGGCUGGUCUUAUUACUGGCAUUUUAGCGAUAAUGAAAUUGACCUAACAGCAUUGCUCCCUGACCUCUUGGUGCUUCAGUUUCCUGUCCACCGAUUGAAUCUAGUGGUUUAUUCUUGCAACGUUUUUGCACCCGAACCUACGUGAAUCUUCUGUACAGAUUUGUAAUACUUGAAAAAGUGGGAUUUCUAAUCGUGAACUUGUGAAUAUUGUUGGACAGUUUUGUAUUUAUCCUCAUUACUUGAUUUUAAUUUUUACGUACUUUUUAAGAGUUAGUUUCUUGAUGUUGACGUGUAUUAUUUUUCCAACUGAAACAUGCAGCAGCUAUACCUGCUAAAACACUUGCAAACGAUACAGCAAGUGUUAAAGGUGUAGAAUGAACUUUUUAGUAAUGGUGCCAAAGAGUGUAGCUGCUUCAGUGUCAAAACAACAAUUUUAAACCAACUUGUCUUAAAAAUCUGUUGAAUUUG
Molecule: messenger RNA, 1203 nt
Organism: Chiloscyllium plagiosum (whitespotted bambooshark)
Lineage: Eukaryota; Metazoa; Chordata; Chondrichthyes; Orectolobiformes; Hemiscylliidae
Product: apoptosis regulator BAX
Biological process (GO): release of cytochrome c from mitochondria; mitochondrial fusion; intrinsic apoptotic signaling pathway in response to DNA damage
Cellular component (GO): mitochondrial outer membrane
Molecular function (GO): BH domain binding; channel activity
Source: RefSeq, a predicted model, not a curated record